GCGUCUUCCACUCACCCUUCUAUCCCAAUAUUUCCCACUAGUAUCUCAAUACACGUCCUACAGCAAGUUCCAAUCAUGUCGGUUAUCCUGUAUCGUUACGACGGUUCUCCCUUCGGUGCCAAAGUCGAGAGCAUGCUCGCAGUCAAGCGACUUCCUGCGGCCCAUGUCGAUGUCGCCCCUCUUCUUCCUCGUCCCGAAUUAUCGGAGCUUCUGGGCCUCGGCUAUCGCAGAAUUCCUGUCUUGGCCAUUGGCAGGGACCUGUACUGUGAUACCAGCCUCAUCGCCUCCGUUAUCGAGCGACGCUUCCCCGCGAGCGCGGGUUACGGUACACUAUUCCCGAAGAGGAGAGAUGGGUCGACGACCGAUACCGGCCUCGUCAAGGCCUUUGCCCAAUUCUACGCCGACAGUGCGCUGUUCCCGACCGCUGUUCCUUUCGUCCCGUGGGACAAGGUUCCCGCUGCCUUUCUAGCGGACAGAAGCAAAGCAAGUACUUCGACGAACACCCUCAUCGAAGAGCAACUCCAAGACGGUCGUCAAUGGCUCUUCGACACUGAGACGCCUGGCCUGGCCGAUCUGUCCGUCUUCUUCGUUCUCAACUGGGCCCGUUCGCUACCGGGGACGACUGAAUUGUUCGGCGACAAGGCGAAGUUUGCGAAGACGCUAGAGUGGCUUCGCAAUGUGCAUAAGCACAUCCAGAAUCAACAAGCUGCGCUCCUGAAGACGGAGAAGGUGUCUGGCAAGGAGGCAGCGCAGCGCAUUGCUUCUGCAUCGGUCGAGCGAGAGCAGCCGCCGUUCGACGAGAAGACUGCCGCAUUGCUCGGCGUCAAGCGCGGUGAGCCCGUGGCUGUUAUCCCCGAGGACAAUUCGCGCGACUACCCGACGAAGGGAUUGUUGGUGGGUCUGAGCGACGAGGAAGUUGUGCUGGAGAUCAAGGGGAAGGCAGGUACUUUCCUCUGCCACUUCCCGCGUUUGAGGUAUGCGGUGGUAGCUGGGAAGGCAAAGGAGGCGAAGCUUUAGCGUAAUGCUGCAAUGUUAUACCCUUUAUUGGACCACUG
Schizophyllum commune H4-8 is the source of this 1055-nucleotide messenger RNA. RefSeq lists its product as uncharacterized. Lineage: Eukaryota; Fungi; Basidiomycota; Agaricomycetes; Agaricales; Schizophyllaceae. The transcript is spliced from 8 exons. The record is from RefSeq and is a predicted model, not a curated record. Bases 76 to 1017 code for a protein of 313 amino acids.